Messenger RNA from Fomitiporia mediterranea MF3/22, 2366 nucleotides. RefSeq lists its product as uncharacterized. Gene Ontology annotation, biological process: protein phosphorylation. The transcript has 7 exons. Gene Ontology annotation, molecular function: ATP binding; protein kinase activity. Lineage: Eukaryota; Fungi; Basidiomycota; Agaricomycetes; Hymenochaetales; Hymenochaetaceae. Bases 33 to 2171 code for a protein of 712 amino acids. The record is from RefSeq and is a predicted model, not a curated record.
AUGAGUCGAUAGACACAGGGAACGAGGUACCCAUGUAUGACCCACUUGCAAAGGCUUUGACCCUUAUCAGUCUUGAUGUCUGUCAAGGUGACAAAGUCAUUGUUUUUGUGCCGAAUGCUACCAUUUCGCUGCGCGUUAUGGACGGAGCAAGGGACAAACCAGACAUAGUAGGCUUUUUGGUCGAUCGCGAAGACGCGGAACAGCUGGUCGUCGAUGAAAAUCACAGGAUACGAGUUCCCUCUGCCUACGAGAUCAUUGUGGCCAUCGAGUGUAAAGUUAAAGAGAAUCAACUACUUCAAGGACAACGUUAUUGCUUCGCGGUUUCCCGACAUAGGCAUGGAUCGCCCCUGCAAUUCGGUCUUGUAAUUAACACAAAGCGUUUUCGCCUAAUAUCUAUCUCUCUGGACAACAACGCUUUUUGGAGUGAUGUAAAAUGGGAGGCGCAAUCUUUAGAGCCGAUCCGGAAGCUUUACGAAUCUAUCAGGCUCAUCUGGGAGGAAGCUUCGACAAUACGAGAUAAGCGUGUUCCUGUACCACAGUAUCUAAUCACAUUAGACAACGGAAGGAAAAGGCCUAUUGCUAUACACUCCGUGACAUUGGGUAGAAGAUUGUACUAUCUCAUUCCGAUCUUUUCUGGAAGAGGUAACGGGCGCAAGCCUUUCGUUGCAUUGGCCUUCGCGGCAGGCAACCCUGCGGAUCGGCUUGUACUCAAAUAUUCGUGGCACUCGGACAACGAUCACUCCAGAGAGUGGUACUUUCUUGAAAAGCUGAAAGAUGCACCGGGUGUUGUGCUCAUCGACGAGGCUCUAUCUAGUGAUUCCAUUCAGUACGACGAGGAGAGCGGUCGACAUCAGAACCUAAUAGCUCUGAAAACGAUAGGUCGAUCUAUUACUUCUGCUGAAUCUGUAUUGGAAUUUCUCGAAGCCAUCUAUGAUCUGCUGGAAAUACUUCAGUAUCACAUUCAUGAGCGAGACGUUUUACAUCGGGACAUCAGUUUGGGGAACGUCCUCGUUCCAGUAAUUAGUCCAUUUCAAAUACCAAAGAAAGAAGCAAAUUGGGACAAGUAUCAAUUUAUCUCGGAUUAUGAUGACGAUGACGAUGUAACUGGGGAAAAUAAACCACGACGCGUCAAAGUCGCGCUUACUGAUUUCGACCACGCACAAGACUUGACAAUGGCAACUGAUGACUUGAAGAAUGCUACGGGCACACCGAUGUUUAUGGCAGCUGACGUUCUGGCACCUCGUACAAAGAGGGCCAUGAAUUCGAUUCCGUUCGAUGAGGAUGACAUGAACUUGAUGCUGAUAGCCAUUGGUGGUAGUGGUAAGCAAUACCGUAACGGGGAGGAAGCAAAAUGGGAUAGCUUCUACCGUGAUCUUGGCCAUAUUCACUAUGUGAGGAAAAAGAACCCAGAGGAGCUCUUCCGACAUGGUGCUAUGCAUGAUGCCGAGUCCGUCUAUUACCUCUGUCUCUUAUUUUUUUGCCGUAUGGUGCGCGAGGGAGAGCAUAUCUCGGAUGCUGACUUUGGCAAGAGACAGCUUGAUAGAGGCUAUGCAUUUGAGGGCAUGGCUAAGAAGACAGCUGGUGAUCGGGAGACAAGACCGUUCGGUGACGGUCUGCCAAUAAUUGGGUUUGAACGGGAGUUCUUCAAUAUGCUCAGUGUUAUCGAAACCUACCUUGUGGUUCCUUGGUACAAUGUUAAGAAUACGGGUCAUGGCGAGCCGUUCGAGUUUCAUUUGCAUGAACUCAUGCAAAGGCUUAUCCUUAAGGAGAUUCGCAGACUCCGGGUCUCGUCGAGCAUUCCAGUGCAAGUGUAUCCGAUUGCUGUGAAGUCUAACAUUGCAGUUUACGGUAAUUUCUACACCUUCUUCUUGAGCACAUCGGGAUUGUCGAUGUUUGGGGCAUCUCAGCGACCGGAAGGCAACAAGGAGUCCACUGAGAGAAGCAGCAAACGUCCCAGGCAUGAUAUCAUCUCAGAUUUUAUGAAGAACGUUAGAUAUCAUAGUCUGUGUAGGUGGUCGACAUUCACCGAAAUAAAGGCGAAACAAUUGACGAAGGACCUGCCGGAAGAUCUCGUGAUGAUUGUGGUACACAAGAGGAAAGAAAUGUUAUGGCUUGCCAGCGAUAAAAUAGGAGUAGCCAAACUUCAGGAUUCAUCUCACGAUUCAUCCUGAAUCGUGUGAUGACCUGCAUGGUGAAUUCUGACCUGUGCUACAGGGGUUUCGGGUCACAAUUUGCUUCCAUUGGAAGUGAACCGCAAUCUGAAUCGUCAAUUCCGAUCAUAACAAACGACUGACUCACAAACUUAUGUUUGCUUAGUUUACACUAUUUCGCUAUCUCGCUUUCGCAUAUUUGCACAUAUCGAACGG